Hypomesus transpacificus is the source of this 2115-nucleotide messenger RNA. It is a transcript of the gene ddx4, whose product is annotated as DEAD (Asp-Glu-Ala-Asp) box polypeptide 4. Bases 14 to 1870 code for a protein of 618 amino acids. Gene Ontology annotation, molecular function: RNA helicase activity; RNA binding; ATP binding. Gene Ontology annotation, cellular component: P granule; nucleus. The transcript is spliced from 20 exons. The record is from RefSeq and is a predicted model, not a curated record. Lineage: Eukaryota; Metazoa; Chordata; Actinopteri; Osmeriformes; Osmeridae. Gene Ontology annotation, biological process: cell differentiation; gamete generation.
CACUUCACAAAAAAUGGACGACUGGGUAGAGGAGGAUGCCAGUACCACAUUUGCCAGCAAUAUAUCAAAUAUUGAUGACCGAGGCAGCUCUUGGAACAAUGGAGGUGGAGACUUUGGAAGAGGUGGUAGCAGAGGCAGGGGAGGGUCCAAGAGUUCAUUCUCUUUUGGGACUGAUAAAAAUGAGAAUGAUGUUGAUGGGGGCAGCUUUGGGAACAGAGGCGGUGGGAGGGGAGGCUUCGGUGGAAGAGGAGGCAGGGGAGGUGGCAGAGGGUCAAGGGGAGGUGGUGGAUUCAGUAACGGCAGUGAAGAUGGUGGAAGAGGGGACUUUGGCAGUGGGGGAGGUUACCGUGGAAGAGAUGAAGAAGUAUUUUCUAAAGCCAGGGAUGGUGAAGGGGGAGGAGAUAUGGAAAAUGCAGGUCCACCAAAGGUGACCUACGUACCUCCAGCCCUCUCUGAAGAGGAGGACUCCAUUUUUGCCCAUUACGAGUCGGGUAUCAACUUUGACAAGUACGACAACAUCCUAGUGGAUGUUAGUGGCAGCAAUCCCCCAAAGGCCAUCAUGACAUUUCAAGAGGCAGCCUUGUGCGACACCUUGAACAGAAAUGUCAGCAAGUCUGGCUAUGUGAAGCCCACUCCGGUACAAAAGCAUGGUAUCCCUAUUAUUGCUGCAGGGAGGGAUCUGAUGGCUUGUGCCCAGACAGGUUCAGGAAAAACGGCUGCUUUCUUGCUGCCAAUCCUGCAGAAGCUGAUGGCGGAUGGCGUGGCCGCGAGUCAGUUCAGUGAGUUACAGGAGCCUGAGGCCAUCAUAGUGGCCCCUACCCGGGAGCUGAUCAACCAGAUCUAUAUGGAGGCCAGGAAAUUUGCCCAUGGGACUUGUGUGCGUCCAGUGGUGGUUUACGGUGGCAUAAGCACCGGUUACACGAUCAGAGAGGUGAUGAAGGGCUGCAACGUGUUGUGUGGGACUCCAGGAAGACUGCUGGACAUUAUUGGUAGAGGAAAGGUUGGCCUCAGCAAGUUGAAAUACCUGGUGCUGGAUGAGGCAGACAGAAUGUUGGACAUGGGGUUUGAGCCAGACAUGAGGAAGCUGGUGGGCUCCCCUGGCAUGCCCCCCAAAGAGCAGCGGCAGACCCUUCUGUUCAGUGCCACCUAUCCUGAGGACAUCCAGAGAUUGGCUGCUGACUUCCUGAAGACUGACUACCUGUUUCUGGCGGUGGGCGUGGUGGGUGGAGCCUGUAGUGACGUGGAGCAAGUGGUUGUCCAGGUGGACAAGUUCUCCAAGAGACAGCAACUGUUGGAUGUCCUCAAGACUACAGGUACUGAUCGCACAAUGGUGUUCGUGGAAACCAAGAGACAGGCUGACUUCAUUGCAACCUUCCUCUGUCAGGAGAACGUUUCUACUACAAGCAUUCAUGGUGAUCGUGAGCAGAGGGAGCGAGAGCAGGCACUCAGUGACUUCCGCACAGGCAAAUGUCCUGUACUGGUGGCCACCUCCGUAGCUGCCCGCGGCCUGGACAUCGAUCAUGUCCAGCAUGUUGUGAACUUUGACCUCCCCAACAAUAUAGAUGAGUACGUCCACCGCAUUGGUAGAACGGGCCGUUGUGGAAAUACCGGGCGAGCAGUGUCUUUUUUCGACCCGCAAAACGACGUCCAGCUGGCCCGUUCUAUGGUCAAAGUACUCUCUGGGGCCCAGCAGGAGGUGCCCUCGUGGCUUGAAGAACUGGCCUUUAGUGCCCAUGGAACCUCAGGGUUCAAUCCCAGAGGAAGCACCUUUGCCUCUACUGAUAGUAGGAAGGGGGGUUCUUUCCAGAGUGAGGCCUCAAGCCAGCCUGCAGCCCAAACCACAGGUGGUGACGAUGAUGACUGGGAGUAAAGCUCAAGCUGUUUUUUGUGUUGAUUUUCAAGACUGCUUUUGUUCAGUGUUACUUUUACCUUUUUCAUAUUGUUUGAACAUAAUUUUGUCUUAAUCAGAAAUUGUUAAUUGCUUGAGCCUGGUCUGAGAUGAAUCUUAUUGAUUAAUGUGAUGGGCAUUUGAAUUGUGAUUUAAGCUUUCUUCUAUAAUUUUACCUCAAAUCUGUGUAGAUCUAGCCGAGUGUGUUUUCAUUGUAGACAUAUGGU